GUUGUGAACUUAAACACAGGAUUUAUUUUCUUUUUUCCACCUCAGAUUAUUUUGGGUGUACUUUAGACAAACACGGAUGGCUACCAAGGGCUGCGUGAGGUCAGAUGAAAGCCUGAUGAUGAUGCAGGAGCUUGAUGACCGGCUGAAAGAGCAGAUUGACAAACUGGAGCAUGUACGCCUUGCUGCCGUUGAACUGAAGGACAACUUGUCUGAGUGCGACGAUGAUCUAACCCUGUCUAUUGCUGACCAUCUGGAAUGGUUGAAUCACUUGUCAGAACGAGUAGAAACUCUUCACAUGAACACAACUGUUUUUGUUCAGAUGAAUCCCAAGCCUCGUGCAUGGGCAGGGAAACAAGGUUCCAAGCAUGGCUACCGCUGGACACGUCUUCACCAGGCUGAGGAUGCCCAGUCCGAGUUCGGGUGGUCUCCCAUCCGCACACGACGCAAUAGCGAUGCAGCCUCUGAAAUGUCUUGUAACUGGUGACCUGGUAGACUGUGGCUAAUAUACCAAAACAUUGUACAGCUCGCUUCCACCAUGUUUAGGAUUGAAAUUAAAGUCUUUGCACAUUUUAUUUUUCUAUCAGUACAUUUUCACUUAUCAUGCUAAGUUUUACAUGUAAUUUAGGACUUCACAGUUUUCUAUGCCCUGUGAAAAGUAAAAUAAUUUCUAAUAAAUUCAUAUGUAGGCAAUUUGUUACAGUUUACAGUUUAGUAACUUAAGUAUGGACUUUUGUAAGUUUGUGUCCUUUGUUCUCAAAAUGUAUGUCCCCCUGUCUGUGUAUCAGGCAUUCUGUGUUGAAAACGUCGAUGUGGAUGUAGGUCAGUAUGCUCCUCCGGCAGAGGGCGCUGCUCCAACUCCUACAUUAUGUCAUUGUUAACCACACAGUUUUAAAUAAAGCUUUGGCAGAGCGCGUGGGUGGUAAUUCUGGAAGGAGCGUAUGAUUUGCUAAAGUAGCAUUACAUUCUUUGAAAGGAUCAUUUUGAACGCACCGAGUUAAACUUAUUUUUUUAUCUAUAUUAACCUUUACGGGUAUCGAGUGAACCCCAGAAAACAUGGCUGAAAGCGACUGGGAUACCGUUACUGUCUUGAGGAAGAAGGGGCCCACUGCUGCCCAGGCCAAAUCCAAGCAGGCUAUCACGGCUGCUCAGAGACGUGGGGAGGACGUUGAGACAACCAAGAAAUGGUCUGCAGGACAAAACAAACAGCAUCUUGUGACAAAGAACACAGCCAAAUUGGACCGGGAAACAGAGGAGCUGCACCAUGACAGAGUUACCCUGGAGGUGGGCAAGGUCAUCCAGCAAGGCAGACAGGAUAAAGGCUUGACCCAGAAAGACCUGGCCACUAAAAUUAAUGAGAAGCCUCAAGUCAUCGCAGACUAUGAGUGCGGGAGAGCAAUUCCCAACAACCAGGUCAUGGGCAAGAUAGAGAGAGCAAUUGGGCUGAAACUGCGUGGGAGGGAUAUUGGCCUACCCCUGGAGGCAAAACCCAAGAAGAAAUGAACACAGAAGCCUCGAAAUCAGCCCCCCCUCCCCCCGCCCCACACCCCAACCCCACCCCACCCCAAGCCCCAUAUUUCCCUAUAACUGAAACCCGAACCCCUCUUUCCCACACCACCUCCUAGAACCCACAAAACCUCUCCUCAUCUCUCCCCCAUCCCUUCCUCUAACCUGGGCUGAUCUCACCUGUGUCCUGCCUGAGGACCUGGUGUUCACUGCUUUACAGGCUGCAUACUAACGUGUCAUAAUCAAAUGAAUGAUCGAAUGCAUUUUUCAACAUCACAAACUUGGGAAGUUCCGUGAAUUUCUUUUCACCUACGUCUGCUUAGGCUUUGGCAUGAUAAAUUCAACUUUUUGAUAGUGAUGUAAAAUCAUUUAAAGGGUGGAGUCUUUUUCAUGACCAAACAAUUUAGUUAGACUAACUUUAGUUCUGAGCAUGAUGUUAAGCCAAAAGUGCUUGAUUGCAUCUUUUUCACACACUUCAGACAGUGGGUGGAUGUCAUUACAGUGUUGAAAUGUUUUAAUGCUGUGCUUUGUUUUGAUCUAAAAAAUAAAGUUUGGCAAUUCAUGACA
This is a messenger RNA of Seriola dumerili (greater amberjack), 2070 nucleotides long. It is a transcript of the gene edf1, whose product is annotated as endothelial differentiation related factor 1. Gene Ontology annotation, molecular function: DNA binding. NCBI's taxonomy places the organism in Eukaryota, Metazoa, Chordata, Actinopteri, Carangiformes, Carangidae. The transcript has 8 exons. The record is from RefSeq and is a predicted model, not a curated record. Bases 1054 to 1500 code for a protein of 148 amino acids. Gene Ontology annotation, cellular component: nucleus.